UUCGUCAUUUUCAACAUUUUGACUAAAUUAAAAAGAAAUUCCUGAGUUCAAACAUUAAAGAACACAAACGAGUGCUUUUGUGUUCGUGCCAUUGUGUUUUCUCUUUUGGAUAUCAUCCAAGAACCCGUGAGGAAGCAUCAUCUCAAACCCAGUCAAGAAAAAAGACAAAGGAUAAAGAUUAUCUGAAAAACGUUUUUGAGAGAGAAAGAGAGAAAGAUUAAGAAGAUGUUGGAAGGAAAAGCAAUGGUGGAAGAUUCAGACAUGCCAGUAAAAAUGCAGGUACAAGCCAUGGCUUUGGCUUCUCAAGCUCUUGAUCUCUUUGAUGUCGUUGACUGUAAAUCCAUUGCUGGCCACAUCAAGAAGGAGUUUGAUGAGAGAUAUGGGAGUGGAUGGCAAUGUGUGGUGGGAUCAAAUUUUGGAUGUUUCUUCACACAUUCUAAAGGGACAUUCAUCUAUUUUCAAUUGGAGACACUUAAGUUCCUAGUCUUCAAAGGCUCUUGUACUCCUUAAUAAAACAAACCCUAAGCCAAUGUUAAAUCUUUUUCUAUCCUUCUAUGAAAAUCUGUGAAAGAAAAGCUUGAAGAGCCUAUCAAGAUCUUUUUCUUUUUCUUUUGUUGCUCUUUAUAGCUUUGAAUCUAGGUCUGUAAAUAGACCCAAGAUGGGCUAUUGAUUUCAAUGAGAUGCAGGGAAUUUUAUUUCCAGGUUUUAUCAUGUGUUUGGUGAUCAACAAAAAUGUAAUGUACACGGUCUUCAUAUAUCUCUUAAUUUUUCUCUAA
Messenger RNA from Raphanus sativus (radish), 776 nucleotides. RefSeq lists its product as uncharacterized. Gene Ontology annotation, biological process: microtubule-based process. Bases 226 to 510 code for a protein of 94 amino acids. The record is from RefSeq and is a predicted model, not a curated record. Lineage: Eukaryota; Viridiplantae; Streptophyta; Magnoliopsida; Brassicales; Brassicaceae. The transcript has 3 exons. Gene Ontology annotation, molecular function: dynein light intermediate chain binding; dynein intermediate chain binding. Gene Ontology annotation, cellular component: dynein complex.